AUGACCAUACAUAAGCCGAACCACCAAACCUACACCUCAAACACCCCACUUAUACCAACUCCUCCUCACCCUCCACCACCAACCCCGGGCCCCUCCUCUCCUCCUGCUCCCGCUUCCAAGUCCGGAAAAUCUAUUCUCCUCCGCCCCCCACCUAUCCGCCGACCCAGCCGCCGCAUUCCUCAUCUCGAUCCACUCCUCGACCGCGGUGAUGCCCGCAGUCAGCUCGGCCCUUCUUCGGCCCUUGAUGGUAUUUGCCUGGAUGCGCCACGCGACGUAGGCACCGAGGCCGACACAGAGAACGAACUCGAAGAGGAGGAUGCAUUUAAGGGCGAUGCAGGACUUUGUUUGGAUGAAGUCGAUGGCCGCGAUGGGGCCUUGGGGACACAUGUAUUUCAUGGUGAGGUGAAGUGGUGCUUCCUGAUUUGUGUCGAUGUCUGCUUGUUGAGAACUUGGUGA
Morchella importuna is the source of this 456-nucleotide messenger RNA. RefSeq lists its product as uncharacterized. Bases 1 to 456 code for a protein of 151 amino acids. The transcript has a single exon. NCBI's taxonomy places the organism in Eukaryota, Fungi, Ascomycota, Pezizomycetes, Pezizales, Morchellaceae. The record is from RefSeq and is a predicted model, not a curated record.